Messenger RNA from Boeremia exigua, 630 nucleotides. RefSeq lists its product as uncharacterized. The coding region runs from base 1 to 630 and encodes 209 amino acids. Lineage: Eukaryota; Fungi; Ascomycota; Dothideomycetes; Pleosporales; Didymellaceae. The record is from RefSeq and is a predicted model, not a curated record. The transcript has 3 exons.
AUGCGCUUCAUUUCUUCUGCUGUUGCUGUUUGCGGUCUUACGGCCACUAUUAAUGCGUUCGCAAUUGACAUAGAUAACGCGCAAACCAAGCUGAAAUAUUCAAUCGACGGCAGUGCACCAAACCCCUGCACGCUGGCUGAAAUGAAGGCGGCAAACGCUAGUGUCCAGCUCUCCAGUUGGCUGGAAUGUCAAAUAAAUGGCUUUUAUCCAUAUCCUGAAAACGGUGACUGGCCGACAGUGCGGGACACAGCUUUUUCCAAGGACAUUAAGUUUGCCUUCAACGACACACAAUACAACUACGAAGGCUCACUAGAGCUGUACCAUAGCUUCAACAAAACUCUUGGUAGAAGUUUCGCGCCGUUCCAGCACGGCUUCAUCAAUACACUUGGCAUACCAAAUGCCAACGGUGACAAGGGAGGGUUUGUCUACAUGAUCGGCUGGGCAGGCGGUAUGCACCGACUAGCGAAGCGUAAUUUGUACUUCACAAAUGCUGCGUUUGCAGUCAUUAGGGACAAUCGUGGAAAGAGAGAGAUCGUUGAAUUUCGGGAGAGCAGUAACAUUCCAAACACUGCGCCGUUGCCGAAACAGAAUGAAUGGAGCUGUGGGUUUAAGGAGCGCCAGGAGCUUUAG